AUGCCUCCGCGCACACGAUCACUGAACUUUUUCUCUUCUCUCCUCUCCAGAAAGACCUACACCCUUAACACCGGCGCCAAGAUCCCCGCUAUCGGCCUGGGUACCUGGCAGUCCCAGCCCAAUGAGGUCCGCGAGGCCGUCAAGGACGCCCUGUUGAAGGGCUACCGCCACAUCGACACGGCCCUGGCGUACGAAAACGAAGCCGAGGUUGGUGCGGGCAUCCGCGACUCCGGCGUGCCGCGCGACCAAAUCUGGCUCACCACCAAGCUGGACAACACCUGGCACCACUGCGUCGAAAAGGGUAUUGAGUCCUCCCUCAAGAACCUGGGCGUGGACUACGUCGACCUGUACCUGGUGCACUGGCCCAGCUCGACCGACCCCAACGACAAGUCUAAGCACCUGCCCGACUGGGACUUCAUCAAGACCUGGCAAGACAUGCAAAAGCUGCCCGCCACCGGCAGAGUCCGCAACAUCGGCGUCUCCAACUUUGGCAUCAAGAACCUGGAGAUUCUCCUCAACCACCCAUCCACCACGAUCGUCCCCGCCGUCAACCAGAUCGAGCUGCACCCCAAUAACCCCUCGCCCAAGCUGGUCGCCUACAACGCCUCCAAGGGCAUCCACUGCACCGGCUACUCGUGCCUCGGCUCGACCAACUCCCCGCUCUACAAGGACCCCACCCUGCUGGCACUCGCCGAGAAGAAGGGCAAGACCCCUCAGCAGGUGCUGCUGGUGUGGGGCAUCCAGAAGGGCUGGAGCGUCAUCCCCAAGUCUGUGAGCAAGGCGCGCAUCGAGGCUAACUUUGAGAUUGAUGGGUGGACUUUGUCGGAGGAGGAGGUGAACCAGCUGGACAACCUGAAGGAUCGGUUCAAGGUUUGUGGGGAUGAUUGGCUGCCUAUUAAGGUUUUCUUUGGCGAUGACGAGUAG
This is a messenger RNA of Penicillium canariense, 924 nucleotides long. RefSeq names its product putative glycerol dehydrogenase Gcy1 (gene gcy1). The transcript is spliced from 2 exons. Gene Ontology annotation, molecular function: aldose reductase (NADPH) activity. The record is from RefSeq and is a predicted model, not a curated record. Gene Ontology annotation, cellular component: cytosol. NCBI's taxonomy places the organism in Eukaryota, Fungi, Ascomycota, Eurotiomycetes, Eurotiales, Aspergillaceae. The coding region runs from base 1 to 924 and encodes 307 amino acids.